This is a messenger RNA of Diorhabda carinulata, 1697 nucleotides long. RefSeq names its product cysteine protease ATG4A-like. Gene Ontology annotation, molecular function: protein-phosphatidylethanolamide deconjugating activity. NCBI's taxonomy places the organism in Eukaryota, Metazoa, Arthropoda, Insecta, Coleoptera, Chrysomelidae. The coding region runs from base 187 to 1467 and encodes 426 amino acids. The record is from RefSeq and is a predicted model, not a curated record. The transcript has 8 exons.
AUUUUUUAUAAUAUACAAUAGUGACAGUGUAGACAUAGGUACUGAGUGUAAAUUGAUUAAAUUCAUUAGCAUUCAUUCGCUUUUGUUUAGUAAACAAUUAUGAAAACAUUACCGCAUAACUCGUGAUAUUUUUUCGGACGCUUCAGUACUAGUGUCGAGUUCAAACCAUUAUCAAUCCUUGUCUGUAUGAUAAUUUUGCAAUGUUUUAAUUUUCAAAUAACAUUUUAUUCUUACUGGAUUUAUUCUAAACUACAAAAAAUGAGUCCUGAUGAUAGUAAAACAUAUAGAACAUUGGGACGGAAACUUAGUAAUUUUUUUACAAAGAAACAAUCAUUUAAGAAAAAAUUCAAAGCAGCUUGUUUGGAAGCAACUUUGGAACCAAAUGAUAUUCCUAAAACUACAGAGCCAGUUUGGAUCUUAGGAAAGAGAUAUAGCGCAGUCCAAGAUAUAAAUAAAAUAAGACAAGACAUAGUUUCAAAAAUAUGGAUAACAUACAGGAAAAAUUUUAUACCAAUAGGUGGAAAUGAAGGUCUUACAUCAGAUAAAGGAUGGGGUUGUAUGUUAAGAUGUGGUCAGAUGGUUCUGGCACAAGCUCUGGUAUCUCUACAUUUGGGAAGAGACUGGUUGUGGGAUCCACAAUGCAAAGAUAAUACCUAUUUGAGAAUAUUAAAAAAAUUCCAAGAAAGAAGACAAGCCCCCUAUUCUAUUCACCAAAUAGCCUUAAUGGGAGCCUCCCUUGGAAAACAAGUUGGACAGUGGUUUGGGCCCAAUACUGUUGCACAAGUUCUCAAGAAAUUGGUGAAGUAUGAUGAUUGGAGUAGAUUAGCAAUCCAUGUAGCUCUAGACAAUACUGUAGUGAUAUCAGAUAUAAAGGAAUUAUGCUUAUCAAAAACAAAACUUGAUGGUACAAAUUUAACAAAUUCUGAGUGGAAACCUUUAUUACUUAUAGUGCCUUUACGGUUAGGACUUACUGAAAUCAAUCCUUUAUACAUUAGUGGAAUACAGAAAUGUUUCCAGUUUAAACAAAGUCUGGGCGUGAUUGGCGGUAAGCCAAACGUUGCUCUAUAUUUCAUAGGUUGUGUGGGCAAAGAAGUAAUAUAUUUAGAUCCUCAUCAUACCCAAAAAACUUGCUUUGUAGAAAACAAGGAAACAGAGGAACAAAUAGAAGCAGACACAACUUAUCAUUGUAAAUAUGCAUCUAGAAUAAAUAUAGUCAAAAUGGAUCCAUCAAUAGCUAUGUGCUUCUUUUGUAAAACGGAAUCGGAUUUCAACGAUUUUUGUCUAAAAGUAGAAACAGAUUUAUUAAAUCCACAAACAGAACCAAUGUUUGAAAUUAGUUACAAUAAGCCAACAGAAUGGUCUCCUGUAUUAGAAAACGCCGUGGACGCUGGAGCUGCCUCUUUUGCAGAUUUUCAAGAACCCACCGACAGAUUUUUUGAUUCCGACCACGAGUUUGAGAUUCUUUAAUGAUUCCCACGUUUGAAGCUCGCCAUUGUAAAUGAUUUUAAUAUAUUUAUUAAUUAUACUUACCACAUAAAAGUGCUUAUUGAAUGAAAAUGAUCUGCAUUUAUUUGUUGUACAUACAUUCACUAUCCUUUAUUAAUAAUUUUUGUAUGUAUAUGAUUAUUGGUUUUUUUUAUUUAUACCAAAAAUUAUAUUCAUUUGUUACCAUUUCUGAAUGAAUAAAACAAUAAAAA